Molecule: messenger RNA, 1206 nt
Organism: Paecilomyces variotii
Lineage: Eukaryota; Fungi; Ascomycota; Eurotiomycetes; Eurotiales; Thermoascaceae
Product: CBF/NF-Y family transcription factor
Exons: 4
Coding region: 329-919 (196 amino acids)
Cellular component (GO): CHRAC; nucleus
Molecular function (GO): protein heterodimerization activity
Source: RefSeq, a predicted model, not a curated record
AAUAGAUUCAUCUAGAGUUACGGCAGGCGAAUAGCUACGCUAUUAUACGGGAUGACUUCAAAUUUUAGUUUUAUAGUCAGGCAUUAAAGCAGAGACGUCCCCCUUAGGAACCACAUUUGCACGUUCCUAUACUUGUAAGUUGUGAGGCGAAUUCGCGUGCCGUGGAUUAGAACACCGCACGCGCCAGAUCUCUUCUUCCUACGUCUCUUAACAAUUUCUCUAAUUGCCUUGCAACCGUCCACAGAACAGGAAUCGCAGCCCCUCCUCUGCCCCUCUCGAUCAACAAUUUUCGGACCAGUGCGUUGGAUAUACGGUUUCUUAUCGAGCCAUGCCUCCCAAUAACGGCGCCUCGACGCCUUCUGACGAAAUAACCGGCCAGAGUGCCCUUCCCUUAUCGAGGGUUAAAAAGAUCAUUCAGCUUGAUGACGAUAUUACACAAUGCUCUCACAAUGCUACUUUCGCCAUCGCAAUAGCUACAGAGAUGUUUAUCAAAUAUCUGGCGGAACAAGGACACAAUGUUGUCAAAUCAGAAAGGAAGCCCCGAAAGACACUACAAUAUAAAGAUCUUGCAACGGCGGUGUCACGAAUCGACAAUCUCGAAUUCUUGUCAGACGUCAUACCGAAGACGACCACAUACAAACAAUUCAAGGAGAAGAAGGCCAAAGAAGCUGCCAAGAAUGCAGUCGUCGAGAAGGGUCAGCGCACGUUGAACGGGACGAAACCGACCGAAAAUGGCGUGGAGCGACCUCGCGAUAUAUCCAUCCUCCGGACCGACAGCGAUGAUUAUCAUCAGAGUAUAGGGUCGCAGCCAAGAAUAACCAGUCAGAGUCCGGGUUCCUUGAGUACUCUGAUGGUUGAUCGUACCGUCAAGGACCAAGGCCGUGGGCCGUCAGACCGCGACGUGGAGAUGACUGGAUAGUGCUGAUGGAUAUGAUAGCGUGCAUAUUAUAAUAUGUGGAGUUGAAAGGGUUAGUUCCUGCUUUGCUGUCUUUUGGUUAUGGUGCAUUUGGGUCGGUCAUGGGCAGGCACAUCAGGGAGAGAAUUCUGGUUUGCGAUCGAUUUCUUUUUUUCGACAUUAGUAUUUGGCAAUAGAGAGAGAUGGCGCUGCUGCGCUAUGCAUAUAUCGAGUAAGAUAAGCUGUGACUCGACGGCAUUCUGAUCGUAGCCCGUAGAAAGAAGGACCAUUGAUUGUUCCAGCAAUGAUAA